GAAAAACAAAAACAAAGGAGUGAAAAAGCGUCAACAACGUAGUCGCAGAAGAAAAGUGCUGCUGGCUGGCAAAAUCACAGAAAAAAGAGAAAAUCCGAUCCUUCCGCCAACUAUGGAAAACGACGAAUCUGCCGCCGAUGAUGCGGUCGAGGCGGCACCAUCCGCAGUACCCGCCGCUGCUCCGGAACGGGACGCUGGCCACUUCGAGCGCCUCGGAAGACUAGGCCAGGUUCAAGCCUCGAUUGAGGAAGAGGACCAGGAUUCGCCAGCUUCUCCGGACGCGGCCGUUCAGGAUGGAGCUGGGAUGGAGGAGGACGGUGAUGACGACGACGACGAUACGGAUACGCGGUCGACCAACUCGUCCGAGAAUGGGCUGGAUGAUUCCGACGCGGAUCGACUGUUUGACGAUUAUAUUACGGCCAGGGAGCAGCAGCAGGCCGCGGCGGAGAUAUACAACACGGAACUGCCGACGGAACAUGCCUACCUUGGCAAGCUGGAACGGGUUGAGGGCGUGGAUUACAUGGAACCGGGUAAAAUCUAUCGACUUCCAGUGUGCAGCCACAACUCCAUUGUAUUCCCGGGUGAGGUCGUUCCAAUGAUCAUAAACGCGGCGACGCUCAAUUGUACCGAUCCGUCGGACGGGGUCAAGUUUGGGCUGGUCUUCCGGAACGUAAUCUCGGAAAAGUACGUCUACGGUGUGACCUGCCAAGUUUUUGAGCGCGGUGAGUUGAACGCCUCCAGCGGGUCGAUCGUGCUGAAGACCAUAGCUCAGCAAAGGUUUCGCACGGUACGACAUCUCGCCGGAAGACGAGCCGAUGUGCUAAUCCUGCCGGAAAUUAUUCUUCCCGACCCGUUGAUUAGCAGCUGUUCGAAUCUGAUGAUGCGCCACGCGGUCAGCAACAGCGCAGAGUCCGCGCAACGGUUCAAGUCCUUCCUCUCGCGAACGGUUCCGUGGCCAAAGUUUGUCUACGAUCUGUACGGAACGGACGAGGUGCUUACGAAGGUAGAUCGAUACCUGGCUUUACUCAAGAUCGAGAACGUGCCGAGCGAUCCGGUGAAGCUGAGCUUCUGGCUGGCCCGGAACAUCCCCAUCGACGAGAACGACCGGAAGAAGAUCUACGAAGCGGACGCCGUCAUCAGCCGGAUGAUGAUCAUCAACAAAUCGCUCGAUCAAAUGUGCUACUUUAUGUGCAAGCGCUGUUCGAACGAAAUCGGAAGCUACAAUGACCUCUUCGCCAUGUCGAAGCAGGGCGUCCAGACGAGUUACUGCAAUCCGUCCGGGUUCGUGCACGAAACGCUUACGAUUUACAAAACGCGCGAAAAUUCGACCUUCACGACGGAGCGACCGUCGACGGAGUUUAGCUGGUUCCCGGGCUACUCGUGGCAGAUUACGCUGUGCUCCAACUGCCGCAACCACCUGGGCUGGAAGUUUGUGGCCACGAAAAAGAACUACCUUCCCAAGAGCUUCUACGGCCUCUCCGGCAACAGCAUCCAGGUCAAGUCGGUCAACCGAGUUGGCGAGGAGGACGCGACAGAGGAGGAGGACGGACAACAACAGCCACGACACUACGCCGGCGAUUCAGACGACCCGGACCCGGAGCAGCAGCGGCAGCGACUUCCGCUGGAGCUGUUCCGGCCGUGGUACAACGACGUCAUGGACGACGACGACGACACGGAGUCGGACGACGGCGGGAAUGAGAUGGUGGUCGUGCAGGAGGAUGAGGAACAGGGUGGGGGUGGAGGUGAUGAGGAGGAGGAGGAGGAGGAAAUCUUCCAAGAUGCUCGCGAAUAGUUUAUAUUUGUCUUAGUUGAGUUUUGUUUGAGACGUGUUUUUUUUUUCUUCGGUGAGAUUCAUGUUGCAAUCCCGCGCGCUUUAUACAUAAUAUUAUAUUCGUACUCGGUUUGGUUUUGUCCUGCAAAGAUUGGUUCAAUAAACCUGUACGCAUCAAG
Molecule: messenger RNA, 1950 nt
Organism: Culex quinquefasciatus (southern house mosquito)
Lineage: Eukaryota; Metazoa; Arthropoda; Insecta; Diptera; Culicidae
Product: protein cereblon
Exons: 3
Coding region: 113-1792 (559 amino acids)
Source: RefSeq, a predicted model, not a curated record